Penicillium verhagenii is the source of this 1452-nucleotide messenger RNA. Its product is annotated as pepsin-like aspartic protease. The record is from RefSeq and is a predicted model, not a curated record. Gene Ontology annotation, biological process: proteolysis. The coding region runs from base 1 to 1452 and encodes 483 amino acids. Lineage: Eukaryota; Fungi; Ascomycota; Eurotiomycetes; Eurotiales; Aspergillaceae. Gene Ontology annotation, molecular function: aspartic-type endopeptidase activity. The transcript is spliced from 3 exons.
AUGAAGAAUGCGUGGGUUCUACUGGCGACCUAUGCACUUCCAUCUCUAGGUGCCUUAACGCUACACCAGCGAGACACUCCGGCUGUCGUCGGCUUUGAUAUUAAACGGAGAGAUAUCUCCAACCCCGUCGCCAGAGAUCGUGCCAGACGGAAGCGGUCGGAUACGGUCAGCGUGGGCUUGGAUAACGAGGAACUCCUCUACCUGGUCAAUGUCACUCUUGGUACUCCCGAACAAAGCUUGCGCCUGGUCAUCGAUACCGGGAGCAGUGAUCUAUGGGUGAAUGUGCCCAAUUCAACCUUCUGUGAAGAAUACAAAGACUAUUGCGAUACUUUCGGUACUUACGAUUCGAGUGAUUCCUCCACCUAUGCCUAUGUAAACUCGGAUUUCAAUAUCAGCUAUGCCGACGGCUCCGGAGCCGCCGGUGUCUACGCUACCGAGACCCUUCACAUUGGGGAUAAUACACUGACGGACUUUCAAUUUGGAAUUGGUGAUACCUCGACUUCGGAAGAGGGUGUAUUGGGAAUUGGAUAUAUGACCAAUGAAGCCGUGGUCGGCACUGCCGGGGCUUCAUCCUACGCGAAUCUGCCCAAGGCCAUGGUGAACAAGGGCUUGAUCAACUCCAAUGCCUACAGUCUAUGGUUGAACGAUCUAGAUGCCAGUGAAGGUUCCAUCCUAUUCGGCGGCGUGAACACCGACAAGUACCACGGCACCCUCGAGACUCUACCAAUUCAAAAAACCGGCGACGAAUACACGGCCUUCUAUAUCGAUCUGACCGCAGUCGCCUUGACAAACUCCUCGGGAACCACCAACUACUCUUCCUCCGAACUCCCCACCGUGGUUCUGCUCGAUUCCGGUAGCUCCCUGACCUAUCUCCCGGACAGUGUGGUCGAGAAGAUCUUCGACGACCUUGAUGUCACCUACGAAGAAUCCGAGGGCUAUGGUUAUGUCCCCUGCAGCAUAGCCAAGAAGGACUACAAUAUCUCAUACACUUUCUCCUCUCCCACCAUCACCGUGGGCAUCGCCGAGUUGGUCCUGGAAUUGGAAGAGGCUUACUACAGUAAUGGUGAAGCUGCCUGCACCUUUGGCAUUGUUCCAGCGGGAGAUAGUACCUGUGUGCUAGGAGAUACCUUCCUGCGCAGCGCGUACGUGGUAUACGAUCUGGCCAACAACGAGAUCUCCUUGGCCAAUACCAAUUUCGACUCCACUAGCAACAACAUCAAGGAGAUUGGCACCGGUUCGGAUUCCGUACCGGGGGCCUCUUCCGUGGUUAACCCAGUAACCACUGCUGCCGCUGGGGGUGAUGGUGCACGCAUUGGAGGCCCCACUGGUGACAGCACUGCCGUCAUCACCAUGGGCAGUGGAAAGACCAGUAAUCCUGCCGCACCAGGCCCGACCGGUAUGCCCAAGCAUCUGGCUUGGGGUCUUGCUGGCGCCGCUUUGCUAGCUCUGUGA